This is a messenger RNA of Wallemia mellicola CBS 633.66, 739 nucleotides long. Its product is annotated as Methylthioribulose-1-phosphate dehydratase. The transcript has 9 exons. Gene Ontology annotation, cellular component: cytoplasm. Lineage: Eukaryota; Fungi; Basidiomycota; Wallemiomycetes; Wallemiales; Wallemiaceae. The coding region runs from base 75 to 692 and encodes 205 amino acids. The record is from RefSeq and is a predicted model, not a curated record. Gene Ontology annotation, molecular function: methylthioribulose 1-phosphate dehydratase activity; metal ion binding.
GUUCAGCUGAUGAGCUAGUUAAAUCCACUGAUCCUUUGCAUCCAGCUAAUUUAAUUCCUGAAUUAUGUGAGAAUAUGUAUCGUCAAGGCUGGGUAACAGGUACUGGUGGUGGUAUCUCGAUAAGGGAUGAAUUAAAAGCUUAUAUUGCACCAUCAGGCGUACAAAAAGAACGUAUAAAACCAGAGGAUAUGUUCGUAUUGACGGUUAAAGACCGUAAAAUAAUAAGGGCACCUGGUAGAGGUUUAAAAGAGUCCGCCUGUACACCGCUCUUCUUCAAUGCUUUCAAUAUCAGAGGUGCACUUAGUUGCAUACAUACACACUCACAGAACUGUGUAAUGGCUACAUUACUUUGGGGAAAGGAAUUUAGGAUAUCACAUCAAGAAAUGAUCAAAGGUGUUCGCAAAGCUGGUAUGACUGAUGCUUUGACUUACUUGGAUACUCUUGUUCUUCCGAUCAUUGAGAAUACACCAAAUGAGGAGGAUCUAAUGGAAGGAAUGGCAGAGGCUAUGAGAAAAUAUCCUGACGCGCCUGGUGUACUCGUUAGAAGACAUGGUAUAUACGUUUGGGGUCCAACUUGGGAGAAAGCAAAAGCGCAAACUGAGUGUAUUGACUACCUCUGUGAACUUGGAGUGAAGAUGCGUCUAGCUGGAAUGAGAACAGUUCCAGAUGAAGGUGAAGUUAUCGUACCGUAGACAAUUAGCUUGUAAUUAAGAAUUUAUAAAUAAGAAUACUAAAUUUU